Symbiodinium sp. CCMP2592 is the source of this 1308-nucleotide messenger RNA. Lineage: Eukaryota; Dinophyceae; Suessiales; Symbiodiniaceae. The record is from the annotation of a GenBank genome assembly.
AUGGAUCGCAGUGUUUUGGUGACACGACUUCAUGACAGAGGGUUUCAGACGGUCGAGCCCCUGAAGUGCGCCGGCCACGCGUGUAUCUUCCGCGUCCGUGAGACAGAGGAGGCAGAGACCGAAGCUUUCGUUGCAAAGGUCGUGUGCCUCAGUGGUUUGGAUGCGCAGGGGCAGGCUGGAGCCCAACAGGAGGUGAGCCUGCUGAAAGGCCUCUCAGCGCAUCCGAACUUGAUCGCCUACAAACAGAGCUUCUUGGAAGACGGCGGCCUGCUCUUCAUUGUCAUGUCGCUGGCAGAGGAUGGGGAUCUGUGCCGCGUCGUCCGGGAGGCGCAGGUGGCGAAGCGGAUGCUUCCCGAGACCAUGGUCCUCACGUGGCUCCGUCAGACCUUGCUGGGACUCGAGCACUUGCACCAACAGGGCGUCGUGCAUCGGGACCUGAAGAGUUCCAACAUUUUUCUCUGCGAGGGGCGGCGGCGCAUUCGAAUCGGUGAUUUUGGUAUUUCUACAGUUCUUCAAAGCACCGCCUAUGCUUCUUCCUGCGUUGGGACCCCUGCGUACAUGUCGCCGGAGCUCAUGAGGAAUGAGCGCUACGACUUCCACGUGGACAUGUGGGCCUUGGGCUGUAUCUGCUUCGAGCUUUGCUGCCUUGACCUGCCCUUUGCAGCAAGUUCACUCCUCCAGCUCGCCAUGCAAGUCAUGGACUCCGAGCCGGCAUGGGACAAGCUGGAGGGUCGAAGUGAGCAGCUCAUUUACGUGAACCAUUGGCUACUCCAGAAGGACGUGAAGAACAGGCCCACUGCGAGCCGCGUUUUGGAGGAAUCCCUCUUCGCAGAGGGAGGCGCCGCAGACGUGGGACCCUCCGAGGAGGAGUGGUUGUCCCUGUCGGUGCCCGAAAUGUUCAGCAGUACUGAGAAGAGAAGGGCGCAGAUGAUGACCGCCAGCACCGCGGCCUUGUCUGGCUCUGACACACACAGUUGGAUGACAACAGCACAUCAUGGAGAGUACUCCCCCCCAAGUGACACGGCUUCCGUGUCUGUGGCAGGCAUGGAGGCAUCAGCAACUAACAGUUACAGCUUCAUGCAGCAAUCUCGAGAUGAGAGGCGCACUGUAAUGGACGAACUCGCGCAGCUGAUGAACACGCAGCAGAGAACACUUAUCGAGCAGCUCAAAGAAGUUCACCGGUCUGGAUCGCUCGGCAAUGGUGAGUCUUACGAGACUUGCUCUCAGCCCUCCACAUCUUGCGGGCCGGACACGCCAGUCCCGGGCGAAUGCAUUCCAGGGAGUAACGCGGCGGAGACGGUCAUGUGA